AUGACUGACUCUAGAAGAGUAAGAAGCGUUCAGAUACGGCAUAGAUUGACCAAACAUGAUUGUCCCGAAACGAUGCCUCCUUGGGAAGAAAAACCUGCCAUAAAACAAGUUACUAUGAGAGGAACCAUUGUAGGUUUAGCCAUUGGGUCCAUUGUCUUGAUAUCUAAUUUCCAAUUUGGGUUACAGACCGGGUGGGUGUCGAUGAUGUCGUUACCAUCUGCUUUACUUGCUGUCGCAUUCUUUAAACAAGUUUGGCCAUUAUUUUAUCCUCAGUGUUGUCCAUUCAGUGAUGUCGAGAUAGUUUAUGUGCAAAGUCUCGCAGUAGCUGUCGGUACAGGUCCAUUGUCAUUUGGGUUUAUUGGGGUGAUACCUGCAAUUGAGAAAUUUGUUACUUUUGAAGAAAGUGGGUACUCUAGAGUUCAAGGGACGUCGUUUAGUUUGGCACAAUUAUUAGUGUGGUCCUGUUCUUUAGCAUUUUUCGGCAUAUUCUUUGCUGUGCCAUUAAGGAAACAAGUUAUUGUAAAGGAGAAAUUGAGAUUUCCAAGUGGGAGUGCUACUGCCAUUCUUAUUGCUGUCCUUAGUGGGUCUGAAGUCUUACAAGAAGUAACAACAGAUGAAUUGAUGGACAUGAGAAACAGACGUUUGAAUGCCGAAUGCCCAGAAGUGUUACGGUUGGAUGAAGAAGAAGUUCAAGAGAAUGACCCUCUGACUCACCAGGGGAAUACCGAAUCCUACAAUUCUUAUGGAGGCAAUAAUACAAAUGAGCACGAACACAAUUCAGAAUCUACAUUGACCAGUGAUAGCAGUUCAUAUGGUAAGAAUAUGAUGAUUCUUACAAGGACAUUUAUAGUGUCGGCUGUAUACACUAUUGCUUCGUAUUUUCUCCCCAUCAUGCGUAGCAUUCCAGUGUUUGGGCGAUAUGCUUCAAAACAUUACUUAUGGAAUUUUCAACCAUCGCCAGCUUAUAUUGGUCAAGGGAUUAUUAUGGGUUUACCAACGGUUAGUUAUAUGCUAUUUGGAUCAUUUUUAGGUUGGAUAGUUUUAGCCAGUUUAGCAAAACAUAAAGGUUGGGUUCAAUCAGAUGCUGAUGUUGGAGAUUGGGAACAUGGCGUACAAGGUUGGAUUCUGUGGUGUUCUUUGUCCAUUAUGGUGGCAGACAGUGUUGUUGGUUUUCUAGUGGUCACUACGAAAUCAUUAGUAAGAUUCAUGCUUGUAGAUGAUAAAGCAGAAUUAUUAAACACAAUUUGGGAUGAUUCUUUAAAAUCACUAUUAUUAGAGGAAGAACGUGCAUUAAACAAACGUGCAUCCCAAUCCAGUUCUCGUACUCAAGAGACUAUACGACUUGUGAGUACUAUGGUGGAACAUGAGGUCGAUUCGAGACAUCUGGUCACUUAUACAACGGUUCUCAGUGGACUAGUUGUGUCCAGCAUGAUAUGUGUUAUAUUUAUUGUCUAUUUGUUUGGAAGUGAUAUAAUACCUGUAUAUUCUAUGGUUAUUGCUUUGAUAUUUGCAUUAUUAUUAUCGAUUUUGGGGAUCCGUGCCUUAGGGGAGACUGAUUUAAAUCCUGUCAGUGGGAUUGGUAAACUAUCUCAAUUGAUAUUUGCAUUAAUUAUACCCAAGAAUCACCCGGGAAAUAUCUUACUUAACAUUGUCGCUGGGGGCGUCACAGAAGCUGGGGCUCAACAAGCUGGUGAUCUAAUGCAAGACCUAAAGACUGGUCAUUUAUUAAAUGCAUCACCAAGGGCACAAUUUAUUGCUCAGCUAAUUGGUGUCGUUUGGUCUAUCGUGUUAUCAAGUGUUAUGUACAUAUGUUACAACAAAGUAUAUGACUUACCAAAUGAUCAAAUUAGAAUACCAACGGCUAUAGUUUGGAUCGAUUGCGCAAGGUUGGUCGCUGGUAAAGAUUUACCUGAACGUGCCUUGGAGUGCUCUGUGAUAUUUGGUAGUAUAUUUGCAUUGUUAUCAUUUGUCAAGAACGUGUUUGCAAGUACUGAACAUCCACCUAGAUGGCUAUAUUAUAUUCCUUCCGGAGUAGCCGUUGGGGUUGGUAUCUACAAUGUACCAAGUUUUACUAUUGCGAGAUUUUUGGGUGGUCUACUGUCUCAUUUGUGGCUAAAGCACCAAAGAGGCGAUCUCAGCAUGAAAACCAGCAUGAUCGUCUUCAGUUCAGGGCUUGUCCUAGGGGAAGGGGUUUGCUCCAUCGUGACUAUGACCCUGAGCUCAUUGAAUGUCCCUCACUGGUGA
Maudiozyma barnettii is the source of this 2244-nucleotide messenger RNA. RefSeq lists its product as uncharacterized. The coding region runs from base 1 to 2244 and encodes 747 amino acids. The transcript has a single exon. Gene Ontology annotation, molecular function: oligopeptide transmembrane transporter activity. The record is from RefSeq and is a predicted model, not a curated record. NCBI's taxonomy places the organism in Eukaryota, Fungi, Ascomycota, Saccharomycetes, Saccharomycetales, Saccharomycetaceae. Gene Ontology annotation, cellular component: fungal-type vacuole membrane.